UCUUUACAUCUUAUAGGCCAGAGCAGAGAAUUAGCGCUUAUAAUUGGAAUUAGGGCAGUCACAUCGUAGUAACAUCAUGAGUAGCAGUCUGCCUAUAUAAAGCGCGCGAGAAGCAGUCGUUUUGACGAAACCAUCCUAACCAUAGAUCCUCGUCUCCUGCUACAACGGUUUAUGAAACAGAAUCAGACCGCAAUCAUGUCGAUUCAAAUACCAACGAGUCCUUCUGCACCAAAGAUACCUGACGAGAAAGAAAUCGAGACCAGACUUUUCAUCAACGGCGAAUUCGUCCCGUCAUCUGAUAACAAGAAGUUUGAUGUCUACUCCCCCUAUGACCACAACCGUGUAGCCUCAGUCUACGAAGCCACAGUUGAAGACACGAACAAAGCCGUCGCCGCUGCCAAAGCCGCGUUCCCAACAUGGUCUACCCUCGAGCCCAAGGAGCGCGGCAUCUACCUCAAGAAGCUAUCCGAGCUCAUCCUGGCCAAUGUACAGGAUCUUUCUGUCUUGGAUUCUAGUGUUAUGGGACGUCCUAUCUCCAGCUUCUUUGACCCAUACUUGGCCGCUGAGCAAUUCGCGCACUACGCUGAAGCUGGCUGGGAAGCUAAGGGAACAACUUCAUUGAACACAAAAGGUUUUCUUAAUAUGACCCUGCGGCAGCCAAUCGGUGUCGUUGCCGCCAUUAUCCCUUGGAACGUACCGCUCGUUCUUCUUGCGCAUAAGCUUGCUCCAUCGCUCGCAGCUGGGUGCACAGUUGUGCUUAAAUCAAGCGAGAAAGCUCCGUUGUCUUCCCUCAAGUUCGCCCACCUCGUUAAGGAGGCCGGCUUCCCUAAAGGUACGGUCAAUAUCAUAUCGGGAUACGGUAAGCCAGCUGGUUCUACCCUGGCUUUACAUCCAGAUGUGCGCCUUAUCAACUUUACAGGAAGCAGUGCAACAGGCAAACUAAUCACCGAGAUGGCUGCAAAGUCAAACCUUAAGCGCGUGGUUCUCGAGCUUGGUGGGAAAUCACCUACCAUUGUUUUUGACGAUGCGGACAUUGAAAAGGCUGCUAUUGAGACGGCCUUUAGUAUCCGUUUUGUUUCAGGCCAGGCAUGCAUCGCAAAUUCACGAAUUUACGUUCAGGAAGGCGUAGCUCCCAAGUUCAAGAAGGCGUUUGCUUCAGCGUUUGCUCAGUUCAAAGCAGGAGACCCUUUGGAUCCUUCGACAACACACGGACCUCAGGCAGAUAAGAUCCAAUUCGAGCGCGUGAAGGAGUAUUUGAAGCUUGCUAGGGAAGGACAGGGCAAGAUAGAGAUGGGUGGGGAUAUCUUGAAACUGGAAGGCGGAAAUGGCUUUUUCAUUUCACCUACUAUCAUUACCGAUCAGCCCGAAGAUGCUCGCGGCAUGAAAGAGGAGAUUUUUGGUCCUGUAGUGGGCAUUAAUACCUUUAAAACAGAGCGCGAGGCCAUAGCAAAGGCUGUCGACAGCGAGUACGGUCUAUACAGUGCAGUCUAUAGCAAGAACAUCGACCGUGCUCUAAGGGUUGCUAAGGCGAUGGAGGCUGGUACAGUGGGCGUGAAUUGCACUAGCCCUUCAAUUGCAAAUGAUAUGCCCUUCGGUGGGUACAAGGGUUCAGGUGUGGGCAGAGAAGGCUUUGGAUACAGCAUUGACAAUUAUCUUGAGACAAAGUCUGUAUUGAUCAAGCUGGAGGAGGCAAAUGAAUAGACGUAGUCCUCGGAGCGGGUGACAUGCUAAGUAAACGCCUUAUGGAUCUGAUAUCUGGAAAACAAGCACCAGCGACCGCAAAAAUAUCUCCUUGUGUGAGGUGAUAGUAAAAGAAUGAAGAGACUCAAGAGCUCUGUUCGGCAAUCCUGGGGUAUAAUUUCGUGCCGCCGCAAAUCAAGCGCACGUUAGAAACAAAAGUCUAUAAGACGAUUGAAUUUGUUUUUCAGUCAAAAAC
This is a messenger RNA of Verruconis gallopava, 1936 nucleotides long. RefSeq lists its product as uncharacterized. The transcript is spliced from 3 exons. The coding region runs from base 172 to 1701 and encodes 509 amino acids. The record is from RefSeq and is a predicted model, not a curated record. Gene Ontology annotation, molecular function: aldehyde dehydrogenase (NAD+) activity. Lineage: Eukaryota; Fungi; Ascomycota; Dothideomycetes; Venturiales; Sympoventuriaceae.